Molecule: messenger RNA, 1937 nt
Organism: Etheostoma spectabile (orangethroat darter)
Lineage: Eukaryota; Metazoa; Chordata; Actinopteri; Perciformes; Percidae
Gene: arpp19a
Product: cAMP-regulated phosphoprotein 19a
Exons: 3
Coding region: 159-509 (116 amino acids)
Cellular component (GO): cytoplasm
Molecular function (GO): protein phosphatase inhibitor activity
Source: RefSeq, a predicted model, not a curated record
CGCGCAUGGUGUCUCCGCAUGUGACGUAAUAGCUGCUUGUGCGGGAGUGCGAGCUCGAUAGGACUCGUAUGGGUACGGAAAGUCAGAGCAGGGGAUUUGUGGAUCACUUGUUCAACUAUUGAACAAUCUCUCUUGUCUGAGGUCACGAUAACAUAGAAAUGUCGGGGGAUAACGAAGAAACACAGACGACCGAGAACACACCAGUGGACGAGAAGCAGGUUCCGGACAACGUGAUCAAUCCUGAGAAGUCAGAGGAGGCUAAACUGAAGGCCAGAUACCCAAAUUUAGGAAAUAAACCUGGGGGCUCUGACCUGCUCCGCAAACGGCUCCAGAAAGGGCAAAAGUACUUUGACUCUGGAGACUACAACAUGGCUAAAGCCAAGAUAAAAAACAAGCAGUUGCCGACAGCUGCGCCGGAGAAGACAGAGAUCACAGGGGACCACAUCCCCACCCCCCAGGACCUGCCCCAGAGGAAACCUUCUCUAGUGGCCAGUAAACUUGCAGGCUGAUGCAAUCACAGCCUCAACAGUCUCCUUGAGCACCUCCCCGCUCUGACCCUCUCCACUCACAUCUCAGAGGUGUAACAUUACCUCUCCCACCCCUCACAGUUCCUGUCCCCUGCUUGUACCCCCUCCCCAGGGCCCGCACCUAGCAAACUGGCUAGCUGAUACAUUCAAAUCUUUUUUUUUUUUUUUUUUUCACGCCAUCUGGCGUCAUCUACUGCCUCCUAUCCUUGUUUUCCCCCUACUACUUCUCGAAAAUGACUGCCCCUCUGUUAUUUUCUUCUUACUUUUCCAUGUUUCCUUUUUAUUUUCCAUUUACUUCAAUGUAAGAUAUGCUGAAAGACAGGACAUCCAAGUGUGAGUGUGAUGAGCGAUUUGUGACACCUUUCUGCAACUAAUGGACGACUAAUACCACAGUUUUUACUGGCUGAAGAGAGUGGCGAGCAGCCCUUACAUGUUUAGAGGGCGUGCGUGCGAUCGUGCGUGCGUGCGUGCGUGCGUGUGUGUGUGUGUGUGUGUCCUUUUGUUUGGCACAGGGGCAGAUAUCAGCAUUUUACAAUGUUUAACAUGAGAUUUGUAUCAUUCACUGUAUGUCCUUAUUUGAAAUUAUGCUGUCAAUAUGCUUGUGAUUUACUGAAUAUAGUAAUCCAGAGGCCAAGCUCAGUGUUGUUUACACUUUGAUUGUGAGCCAUGGAAGGAAGCUGUACUAAAGGACCACACAACAAAGGCCAGAGUGUGAUAUGUAACUGCAUGUGUGUUGCAGGGGCUCCCGAAGGUGAACCUCACUGAACUCUAUUUUAAAUUUAUCAAAGUGUACUGAACACAGACAUUUACACAUGCUGGAAAGCUCAGGUGCAGCGUAUAAGCACUGGGUGAUCAUGUAGAUAAUGCGUUCAAGACAUCUUGAAACAAUAAAGAGUGAAAGAGGAUGAGCUGUUGCUUCAGUUUGAAAAUGUUCAACUGAAAUGUUGAAAGUUCGCAUUUUGUUUGUGGUCGGCCAUUCAUUUCAGCAUCCGAUUAUGAAACAGUCUGAUGACACAGGAACAUAACCAUGCUAGCAGAUGAGAGAGGAAUAUAUGGAACCUAAAAGAUACAUUUCUGGCAGUAAGGACCACUCUAAUGUCCUGUAUGCUGCGUGAUUAGACUAAAUGUAUGGUACAAAUUUUUUUUACUUGAAGCUCUUGGCAAGGAAUAAAUAAUGUUAUGAAUUGUGUUCAGACUUGGGAAAAGCCUCUAUACUCAUCAGUUAAAGUAGUUUAUUUUAAAAAUGUCCUUGACCAUGUAUAGUGAUUCUCUAGACUGGAUGAAGUUAACCUGAGAUGUGUUAAAUCAAAGCUAGCACAACAUCAGUCUGAGCUGCGCAUGUGUAUGGCUGUCCUACAGUUACUCUGCCAUGUUGUUUUGUAAAUAAAAUAGUUUUGGACAAAUGUUUAA